AUGAGGCCGGCGCCAAAUUUUCCGACUCCCACCUCAAGCCGGCGUAUCAGCGUUCAACCUUCGGGACUUCAUCAGUCUAGGACACCUGGCAAUCUUAAUGGCCGAGCGGCUAUGCCUAUGGACGCACUGAGCUCAGCUCGACGAUCAUCUUUUUUCAAACCGAUUUCUACAAAGGAUCCACGCCCAUUCAACGAUCCGGGAUUUAAAGCUCAGAUGGUGAGCAAGAUUCACACAUUUCUCGUCGAACAAUGCGGAAUGAGCGACAUCCCCGAGCGCAUCAUUCGCAGUCCAUCAAACAGGGAUUUUAUCACCAUUUUUGAGUGUAUCUACCAGCAUUACGAUUCAAAUUUUCGUAUCACGGGGAAAAUUGAAGAUGAGGUGCCGACGAUUUUCGUUCGUCUUGGCUAUCCAUACGUUCUGAAGGGUUCAAGCUUGAAAACUGUGGGCGCUUCUCAUGCAUGGUCCCAAAUUUUUGGAGCCCUUGUCUGGUUGGUCGAUCACGUUAUGUUGUCUGAGCGAGUUACAGCUCAAGAUAUUUUGCUCGGAUCAAGGACUACAGAAACUGCCACUAAAGCAACGUUGAAAUAUCUCUUCAAGCAAAAUAUCUUCCGCAGUGCUGUCGAUAAUGAUAUGAGAAUCGACGACAAUUUCAUGAAAAGCCACACCCAUCGUUUACGCGUGCAAUUACGUGACGGUGUCUUACAAGGAGUUCAAACGAACGAACUGAAAGAACAAAUCGAUCUCUUGCAACAAGAAAUUAAGAUUAUCAAAGAAGAGGGAAACAACGAUCUGGAAAAAGCCUUGAAGGGAGAUAUUUUGGCGCUUCAAGGUGAUGUGAGAUCUCAACGUAGUUACCUUAUGGAACUCCAGGCACAGAAAGCCGCUCAAGAGCAUAAAUUGAACGAAGUAAAGAAAGAUCUCGAGUUAUGUGAAGACGGCUUAGCGAAAGUACAGCAAAAGGUACUUGAUAAUGAGAAACGUAUUGAAGCACAAGCGACCCAAUUUGGACUUCAACCUGAUGCCGCUCGCAACGUCAAAGGAGAGAAUAUUUCGCUUCGUCAGGAAAUUCAAAAGUUUCAAGCCGAGCUUGACGAAAUUGGCAAGAAGAAGUGGAAAGAGAGACCGGCCUUACGGGAAAAGCUCGACAAUUUGAAAACCCUUCUUCGCCAGUGGUAUCGUGAGGUGCUUGAAGUAAAGAUGACAGUGAAUGGAGCCGGCGUUUCACAUAUCGAAGAAGAGACGCCUGAACCAGCCACGGCGCAAGAAAUUCACUCAACUGUUGCAACAGAAUGCCCACGAUUGUUGACCGAGAUCCGCAAACUUUUGGAGAAGGCCAUCCGUGAAACACGUACCCGAUCGGCUAAAGCAAAACAGGAGAUUGAGGCUAAAACUGGUGAAUUGAAAGCUAUCAAAUCGCGCAUCUCGAAUCAGCUCAAGGACGCAGCAAUGGAAGAACGCCAGCGUUUAAGGAUUUGUGAGCAAUGGGACAAUGCUCGAAAAAUGUUGGAAAUCGAGUUGGAAGACCGCCAACAAGAACUGGAGAGAUUUGCCGACAAAAAGACCGAAUUGAGUCGCCUCGACACCGAAUUGAAGCAACUACAAGUUAUGGAACAAAAACAAGCAACGAUUUUGUCAGAGCAUGCUCUCAAUCUUUCUGAUCGUGCACUCGAGCAUCUCGCCAAACUUAGUGGAAUUACCGAAAAGUGUUUGGGAAUUGAUGAACUUAUAAACGCGGAUGCUGAGAAAAUCGCGAGGGAAAUUGCAAAGCAUACAACUGAGGUCGCAGAAUUCAAUAAAGAAGAUGACAAGGAAAAUAAUCGAUUUAUGCUU
Mesorhabditis belari is the source of this 1830-nucleotide messenger RNA. NCBI's taxonomy places the organism in Eukaryota, Metazoa, Nematoda, Chromadorea, Rhabditida, Rhabditidae. The record is from the annotation of a GenBank genome assembly.